Molecule: messenger RNA, 583 nt
Organism: Erigeron canadensis
Lineage: Eukaryota; Viridiplantae; Streptophyta; Magnoliopsida; Asterales; Asteraceae
Product: auxin-responsive protein SAUR23-like
Exons: 1
Coding region: 98-388 (96 amino acids)
Biological process (GO): response to auxin
Source: RefSeq, a predicted model, not a curated record
AAAUCACUAAAUCCAUUUUCUUCUCUAUCUUUUCAUUCCUUCAAGAACAAAUUAAGACACAUAGUUAAUUACCUUUCGUCCGUGCUAAUUAAUUAUUAUGGCUAUUUUCCGAUUGCACUCUUUGGUUGCUAAUGCGAAACAAAUGAUCAAACUGCACCACACUACACAUCGAACAGAUGUUCCUAAGGGACACUUGGCUGUGUACGUUGGCGAAUUACAAAAGAAGAGGUUCGUGGUUCCUUUAUCUUACUUGGAUCAACCGUUGUUCCAAGAUUUGUUACGUAGGUCAGAGGAAGAAUACGGGUUCAGCCAUCCGAUGGGAGGACUUACCAUUCCUUGUGAAGAAGAAACCUUUGUCACUCUCACUGCACGAUUACACACUUCUUAGUUAGGAGUAAUUAUUAGAUGAGGCCGGGUGAAGCUCCACGAAUUUUGACACUAUGUAUUAGUUAAAUUUUGUAUGAUAAUUAUAUAUAGUAGCUAGAGAUUGGUUUAAACCAAAUCCCAUAUUCCAAAAUUAUAAACGGAUGGUUAAUUUGUACUUCUUUUAACAUAUUGAAUUAUUGAUUACACUGGCCGGUAA